AUGUGGAUGGUAGGCUGGAGCCUUUGUGUGCACACCGUGUGGACCUGGUUAUGGGACCCGGGGCAGCCGUUGUCUGUGCACACCUUCUGUGCAUUUGGCGGCCCUUUCCUCCUGCAGGCUUGGUUGGUGGCAGCAGCUUCAGGUCGCAUCGAUGGGGGCGCUCCCGAUCGUGCGGCCAUUGGAGCUGGAAGCAACGUCGUCGUCUUCGAGACAAGGCUUGCUGAGUCGUUCACAUCGUCGUGGACGCGCCACUCGGACGAGGGGGACCGGACCCGAGGACCGAGAAUAGUGGAGAAGAGCCAAAGGGCCACGAGUACGGUGAUGCAGGGCUUCCCAGCCGAGCAUGAGUCAGGGGAUGGCGACCACCGGCCCUUUGGGCCCCCCGGGCCCCGCCCUAGCACUCCGUGCAGCCAUGGACCGGUUGGAUUUCCUUCGCUACGUGGCGGCGCAGUGGAGCAGAGGGUGCGGAGCAAAACCGACAAGAUCUUGGAUGGGCUGGCAUCGCUCCUCGACAGCGUUUGGGAUGAUGAGGCGCCUGGCGCCACCGAGGAUGAGCCCAAGCUUCAGGAGCUGUGGGAGGCACUAGAGGACAUCGUGAGGACGCGACCUGGCAAUGUCGUGCAGCGCUUGAAGAGCUUGGUCACGCGCUUCCGGAAGGUGUGCAAUGCAGGCCACAUUUCGGCGACGCAUGCGCAGCAUCCGGCAACUUCGGCGACCACACGUGCAGGCCGGGACGGGCAUGUCAACUCUGGGACUAAGGACUGCGAGCAGGACCAGCCGCAGGGUCGAAGGACUUUUGCGUGCGGCAGGGCACGCAAGAAUGACUGGACCGGUCCGGUCGCUACCACCAGCGAGGAGCUUGAACAGUUGAUUCAUGUUCUGAAAGAUAAGGAAAAAAUUGAGGAGAAAGGAUUGGUAGCGCUGCCAAAUUCGCCUGCUGAGGCGGCGAUCAUGUGGCAGCUGCUUGCGGCACACGAAGCAAUUCAAGUGCUGUUUGUGUUCAAUUACGAGACUCAGCCCAAUUUUGCUGAGGCCACAAAGGAAUCUCUAGGUGUGGAGCCUGCAACGUGCUCCAUUCCUCUGCUCUUUGACGGGGGACUUCGUUUCGUGCGGCGCUUCACGCUUCGGCGGGGAGCGCAUGCGCCGGCUACGGAUGUCCGCCGUUGGGCGGGGCAACACCUUGAUUUGCACAAGUCCAUUCGGGAUUCAUGGGGUUGGGAACGGAUUGGCAAGGAUGAUCUUCAGGGUUUGAUUCGGAUUGAUGGCGGUCGUGGGGAUGCUUUCCUUUCGGCUAGUGGGCUUGAGAUGGGAGGGUCGCGUUGGUUCUUCGAGCCACUGCGAUGGGAAAGCCCAUUAUCGGUCACUGCUGCCCCGGGCGUUGCGCCGCACACGGUGGGCGGCGAGGACAUCAAGGACAUUGCAGUGCAGGCAGGAUUUAAGGACGUGGAGCUCUUAGAA
Symbiodinium necroappetens is the source of this 1458-nucleotide messenger RNA. Lineage: Eukaryota; Dinophyceae; Suessiales; Symbiodiniaceae. The record is from the annotation of a GenBank genome assembly.